UCUUCCUUCGGUAAUGCAUGCACAUUGAACAAUCACGGAAACUCAGAAUUUAAGAGUAGCCGAUGGGCAUCUACAGCAGAUAAAACUAUUAAGUAUAUAGGGAGGGUUCUACAGCAGAUAAAACUACAUGUAAAUAGGGAGUCUUCUAUAGCUGGUUUGUCGAUUUCAACCAGACAAACUCAGGUAAUUUCUGAAAAUGGAAAUGGACGCAGGCUUGAACUUUAUUGAUCAUAUGGAGACAAAGGAGAGUUUACCGGACAGACCAAAGGUGCACUCUCCCGACAAAAAGAAGAUGUUUUUUGUGGAGGAAAUGAAAAAUGAUAUGAAUGGGAAUCCCAAUACGAUAAAGGAAGGGGAAGAUGGUGGCUUAGAGAAGGAUGCAAGUCAGGCCUUGCUGGAAGAACUUCGACUCUCGGAAAGCUCCAUCGGGAUGGAAAACAAAGUUCUGGUGACACACUCCCUGGAAGAUUCUGGCUUUGAGGAGAAGGAGAGCAGACCAGAAAUGAAGCAAAAUUUCUUGGAUGAUGGUGAAGAGUUAACUGUUGAAACUUCAGUAGGAAGUAAAAGUCACAAGAAAGACUAUCAUUCCUUGUUUGAAUUUACAAGUGCCUCAUCCAUGUUCUUGUCUACAGAAAAAGUUACAAAAGGUGGUGAAAGAUCAUCCGAGUUAAAGAAAGACGAACUGAUGACAGAUUCUAAUAUCAAAGAUGUUGCAUCUCCAAGGUCAUUGCAGUCUGAAAUGAUUAAGCAAAGUCUACGACCAAAUGAAUUUCGCUCGCCUGUCAAACAGGAUGUAUCCAAUGAAUCAAAUGUUUCCAUUGAGGAGGAUGAUGAGAAAGUUAUCAUUCAUUUGGACUCAAACCUAGACAAGUCCACUGAUGGUAGUUCUAAAGUCACCCCUUUGCAACCUGUCGAAGUAGAGCGAAAGUUCAAGGUCACAGCAGACACCAAGAUCAAGUUAGUGGAAAUCGGUGCUGAACUUCACAAGGAAAAAGUCUUCCUUGACAAGUACUAUGACAAUCCUGAUUAUUCCCUUACCUUGAAAGAUUGCUGGUUACGACAGAGGAAUGAAUCGUGGGAACUCAAAGUUGUAAAUGGACAAUUUACCAAAUUAGCUUCUCAGUACCAAGAAAUUACAGAGACUAAUGAAAUAGCAGACUUUUUAGUUAAUCAUUUCCAUCGACUUGACCUGAAGGGUUUAGCAGUGGACCUAGUCAUUAAAAAACUGGACCUACAGCCUUUUGUGGAGUAUACAACCACCAGACAGACUUACUUCCUCCCAGAAUGCAUCAUUGACCUAGAUCUCACUGACUUUGGGUAUCAGGUUGGAGAGAUUGAAGUAAUGGCAACAGACAAGUCCCAGAUCCCGAGAGCUUUGGAAACCAUCACCUCAGUGGCUGGAAAACUUGGUCUGAAGGAGGACGAGGCUUGUGCUGGGAAGGUUUCACACUACCUAUAUAGAAGGAGCCACCGUCUCUACCAAGUUUGGUGGACAGUGGCUCAGUGACGCCUGUUGUUAACUAACUGUUGUAGCGAUGUAGUUAGCUGUAUUCAAUACAUUGUAUUAACUUUGUGUAUUCCCUCAAAAUUGUUACAUGCCUCUAUAUAUUUGGUCAUUCCUGACAGAUUUGAAGUAUUUGGAUAAUUUCUGGCAUGUUUGGAGAAAAUAGGAUUUUUAGGUAACCUGAGUCACGAAGAUGAGCUUUUGCUAUCCACUUUUUCAACUUCUUUGAAAAUACUUUUCUUUGCUACUGGGCAUCUAACAGUCAAACUAAGUGCCUGGUAAGGACAAUAUUACAAAAUUGUCUUCCUGUAGAUUCUCUUAGAGGUUGUAUAUUGUACUCAUGUGACAGAGUAGUUUUUUGGCCGUCUUGUCAAUCUAACAAAAUUUAGAAGUUCCGUUCCCUAGUUUUUGAUACUUCCAUGCAACAUAUUGAAAACUGGGGAACAUAUGAAAGUUUUAAUUUUAAUUACCCGGUAAAUUGGCCCUCUUAUUCUCUUUCUUCUUUAGACCUCUGCAAGCAAAAAUUUGAAUGUGUUGAAAUUUUUUCGUUUUUUUUGUUGUUGUAAAAUUACCAUAAAUUCUGUACUGUUGCUUAGAAGAAUUUGGGAUGGAGGGUGGACAAUCUUGUGACAAUCUUAUUUUACUCUGUAGCUGGUGCCAAGACUAGCCUUUACAGUUCAAUUGUAUAUCUGCUUUAGGAUAUUACUAUACAUGUCCCCAAAUAUGCUUCUAUUAUAUCUUUUCAAAAAUCAAAACACUUUUUAUAAUGAAGAAGUUUAGUUUUAGUUUAUGAUUUAUUACAAUAGAAUACAUAUUCCUUUUUUGGGUAAAAAUUUCUGAAAGAAAAAAUGUACAUUAUUUUGCAAAGGAAUUUAUUUAUAGAGCUCUGUAUACUACAAGUGGUUGUUCAUACUCAUAUGAUUGCAAUAUUAAUUUUGUUAUAUUUUUUUAUACACUUGAUUCAUUUUUUUCUCCAUGUUUUGUAUUAUUUUUUCUUUUGUUUUGAGUUGUAUAUAAUUUUUCCUCUCAACUUUUUUAUUUAAGGAAUAAGGAGCCCUUCUUUGAGUAUUGGUGAUAAUACUGGUCGAGGUGUGAUCAAAUCCAAUAAACCCUGAAAGGCUUCAUAAUAGAUUUGAUCACACCCUGACCAAAAUUAUCACCUCACAAUAUUCAAGGAAUAAUUCCUUAUUACUUAUAUUUAUUUAAUUUUUUGCAAUUGAACAAUUAAAUAUUUGGAUAUAUUUAAAUUUGCAUCAUUUGCAAAUAUGCUUCUUUAAAUGAACCCAUAGAAUAGCAAAAACAUUAAGUUCUGUAUGAACGUUUCCGUUACGCCACAAUGAUAUCCACAC
Magallana angulata is the source of this 2853-nucleotide messenger RNA. RefSeq lists its product as uncharacterized. The record is from RefSeq and is a predicted model, not a curated record. Gene Ontology annotation, biological process: thiamine diphosphate metabolic process; dephosphorylation. The coding region runs from base 197 to 1507 and encodes 436 amino acids. NCBI's taxonomy places the organism in Eukaryota, Metazoa, Mollusca, Bivalvia, Ostreida, Ostreidae. The transcript has 4 exons. Gene Ontology annotation, molecular function: magnesium ion binding; thiamine triphosphate phosphatase activity.